Molecule: messenger RNA, 4224 nt
Organism: Acanthaster planci (crown-of-thorns starfish)
Lineage: Eukaryota; Metazoa; Echinodermata; Asteroidea; Valvatida; Acanthasteridae
Gene: cyp20a1
Product: cytochrome P450 family 20 subfamily A member 1
Cellular component (GO): membrane
Molecular function (GO): iron ion binding; monooxygenase activity; heme binding
Source: RefSeq, a predicted model, not a curated record
UAUUUAAGUCUGAUGGUAAUCAAUAAGAUUUCCUAAACUUUACAGAAGUCACUUACAUGUACGAACCGGAUAGAGAUAUACUCAAUAUGUGCUACAGGCUGCUUUCAAGUCUGAUUACAGCAGGGGAAUACCUAAACCAACUUUUACCGCUUUCGACGCAUGCGUAGUGUGUUUGUACGAACAGUAUCAAACGUGUGCCGCGUGUGAGGUGUGGACCACUAAUCUCUAUGUGUGGACGUGGUGCCGACGUGUAACGUUUCUACAUCUGCAAUACUAUGUAGACUGAUGACCUGUGAUUUCCCCCAGAGUGAGCACAAGAACCAUCCACACCAUGCUUGCCUUUGCCAUCUUUGCUGUGACGUUUGUCGUGGCGCUGAUCGUGGCAGUCUUGUACUUUUACCCGGGAUCGGCUAAGAGAAGCACUAUCCCUGGCAUGGACCCUUCCGACCAAAGGGAAGGUAAUCUUCCAGACUUGGCAGCUGCUGGAAGCAUGCACGAGUUUCUCAUCUAUCUCCAUGAGAAAUAUGGACCCAUCGCCUCCUUCUGGUUUGGGCCAAAGUUCACCGUCAGCAUUGCCUCACCGGAGCUGUUCAAGGAGCAUAUUGGGCCAUUUGAUCGGCCCCCCGAGCUCUUCGCUUUGUUUGAGCCCAUGAUCGGCAAGAACUCAAUUCAGUAUACCAACAAGUCCGACGGCCGGAGCAGGCGCAACAUUUACGACGCCCCGUUUGGGCACGAGAGUCUGAAGUAUUUCUACGAGACUUUCAAUGAGCUAGCGAAUGAGCUUGUGAAGAAGCUAUCAGGAGUACCAAAAGAUGAACACCUCCCACUGGUCGAGAACUGCCAUGCCAUCGUUAUCAAAGGCCUGACGCAAACCUCCUUUGGGGAUUACUUCAAGGACGAUGCCAACAUUCGCAAGUUCUGCCAUUCCUAUGGAAUUUGCUGGGAUGAGAUGGAAGCUAGUCUAACUGAAGGUCUACCAGAGGAGGGCAGUGACAGAGACAAAAAGUUCAAGGAAGCCUUGGCUUUCCUGCAUGGAACCGUCCGUGACGUGAUCAAGCAACGCCAAGAAAACCCAACAGUCGGGCACCAGGUCUUCAUUGACGUGCUGAUCGAAAACGAGCUGCCCGAGAGUCAGAUACUAGAUGAUUGCAUCAGCUUCAUGGUGGGCGGAUUCCACACUUCUGGACAUUUGCUGGCCUGGGCGAUAUACUUCCUGGCAACCCAUAAGAAAUGCCAAGAGAAGCUGUACCAGGAAAUCAAGGAAAUCAUCGGCAGCGAUGAGGUCGAGCCCUCGCAUCUUGGACAACUUAAAUACCUGCGUCAGGUGCUCGAUGAGAGCCUCCGCGUAUCUGUGCUUGCUCCGUAUGCCGCCCGCUUCCAGGACAAUGAAUCUGAACUCGGGGGUCAUGUUAUCCCCCCAGGGACUCCAGUGAUGCAUGCGUUGGGUGUUGUGCUUCAGGACAAAGAGCUGUGGCCUGAACCCAAGAAAUUUGAUCCAGAGCGCUUCAGCGCAGAGAGGAUGACCCAGCGUCACCGCGAUGCCUUCAAGCCGUUCGGCUUUGCUGGCAAGCGCAUUUGCCCCGGCCAGCACUUCUCGUACACCGAGGUGUCGGUGUUCCUGGCCAUCCUCUUUCGGGCUUUCACGUUCAGUCUGGUGCCUGGGCAAGUGGUGGAGCCCAAACACGGCCUGGUCACCUCACCAAAGGAAGAAAUCUGGGUGACCCUUGAAAAGAGAGACUAGAUCAGCUGGUCCCACAAAGAGGCAUCAAACUUUUCAGCAUAACAUGUAUAGGUCAGGUUGUAUUGAAUUCCUUAGAGAGACUGAGAUUUGAAAGCUUAUCAUGUCUUGCCAAAAUGAACUCUAAAAUCUUCAUACAAAAUCCCAACUUCUCUGGAGAGAAAUGUAGAGAAAAAGUCGCAAAAUAUUUGGGCAAAAGGUUUUUCAGGACUCACUGGCUUUGUUACUGUGUUGUUGGAGAUGCCCCUGAUCAGUCUGGAGUAUUACCAUAUCUGGACGGCCUAUUGCAUCACAAAUCUCACGCAAUCUGACCAAUCACAAGGCUUGUUCUAGCAGCCAGCAAUGGUUCGUAUGAGUGUUUCCAUGUUAGGGGGUGCUUUUCUUAAGAACCCUGCCCGAAGCGGUUGUGGAUCCAUUUUGGAGUGCCAUUUUGCUAAUUUCUUGAUUAAAAAAAUAUUACGGCCAACUAAAAAACAAUAAAUAUAAAACACUAGUUAGUAUAUCAUAGUGUGGAAGUAAAUCAUGUAUAUCCCUGGCCAGUCAGAAAUGUUCAUUUAAGACCAGAACAGGAGAAUGGACCCUGAUAAUGCCCAAGUGGAAGGAGACGGACAUUUUUAUCAGGGUCCAGUCCUCCUGAGCUGGCCAAGCUCGUAUUUGUUCCCAAGUCAUACAUGUACAUACCUUUUGAGUCACAAAGUCAUAAUUAUUUUGAAACCUAUAAAUUUUGAACGAUUUUGCUGGACAGUUUUAAAUUACACGUGCAUUAUUAGUUAUCACAUGAGCGCAAGUGGAACACAGAUGCACUCUAUUAUUCUGUGUUCGGCGAACACGAGCGCGAUAACGGAUUUAUCUUCAAGCAAACGUGAUGCACUGUAAAGAUGUUAUAGGGGCGUAUGCGCGCAAACGCGCCACCUUUGAAUGCUUUUAGCAUAAAAAUAGCACAGUGUGUUGAGUUGGAACGGCGCAUCAUGCGGGGUUUGACAUGAACCGUGCAAUACAGUUAUAUAUCACAUUGUUUGUUACAACGGAUUGGCCAGUCAGAAUUGAGAAUUCAAGUUUGCCUGAAGAUAAUGUAUUUUGUUCAGGCACCCUUCUUGCCAUUGUACUUAUAAUUUUCUCACCAGUGUUCAUAAACAGUCUUCUCGAGCCUAAUUUGGAGAUUGGCCCACAUAACGUGAGGUGACACAUACUCAUCAGGCUGGCCAGUGACUGCUUUGCCAACCUGUUACGAUUUCUAUAAAUACUGAUGUAUACUACUACAAUACUUGGUUUGUAACAGUUGGAUAAAUGCUUAUUACGUAAGCUUGAAGCAUCUUCCAUUUUGAUGGUGUCACUAUUUUCCGAGUAAAACGUGGACUGUUCUUUGAAUGAGCCCUUGCUAAGCUUUAUUGGUUGAAAAAUACAAACCAAUGGGCUAUUGUGUUUUUUGUGUUGUUUGCUGGCUUUUAUGUUCUUUUACUGCAUGGUGUAUUAUCAUUGAACUUCAGAAGGUGAAAAAGUGAUUAUUGGGCUUUGUUCAUUUGAUAAUUAGUUUGAUAACUGUAAGUAACGUAUAGCCAGGUGCCUUAUUUUGAUGCUUCUCGGCUGAUAUGGCUGAGUCAAUUCAAAUAGUUCAGUAUUCGAAUAUUCGAUUUCCAUUUGGUCGAUUAUUUGGUUAUAUGGUUAUUUGAUUAUUUAGUUAAGUGCCAGCUUUGUCAAAUUGCGUAUCUGUCGAAAUUGCUCCCGGGGCCAUCUUGAUGGCCUAACGCAACGGACGCGUGUUAUGUCAGUGGGGUUGACUUCGGUGCCGUGAAAGUGAAACGCAUGAACGCAUCGCCUACGCAACGCAGCCAAAAAACGUACAUAUGAAAAAGCGUAUUUAACCAGUCUAGGCAAUCUAACCAGAGCCUCGGGUCGUAUUGGAACCGGCCCAGUCGUCUGCGGCUGUAGCUCUUCACUGUGGUGCACUAAUGCAAAAUGGCAAGACACCUUUACCUUUGUUUAUCAUCGUGCAGCAGACAAGGUAGAAAUGCCGCAAGGCCCCUUGUGAAUGAUAAAUCUUCACAUCUGACUCCAGUUUAGUAAAACGAUUUCACCUGAUGGUGGUGAUUCAGGCAUUUUUUCUGCUAUUCGGCUGAAGAUGAUGGGAAAUGUGCAGUGCACAUGCAUACAAUUUUAUCUUAAUGACGUCUUGCACAUUUUCAUUAAAUUUACCUUCAAGAAUUCUUUCCUGUCGCAGAGUUUAAAUAAAACGAUAUCUUAGUUUUUCUUAAACAUUUGAGCAUAAAAUGCUGAUUCAUGUAUUGCUUCAGAGAUAGAUUUUGAAUAGCUUGACAUGACUUUAACUUUACACGAGCAUGCAAUGCUUCAAUAACUUUACUUUGAGAUCGACACACUGAACUUUAACCCAACAGGGUCCAAUUCUGUUAAUCUGAUUUGCAUUGUAUUGGUUGAUAAUCACUAUAAUGUGCAAGCAUAAUGUAAUAAAAUCUAGUGGGCUUAGAGGA